Messenger RNA from Patella vulgata (common limpet), 2549 nucleotides. RefSeq lists its product as uncharacterized. NCBI's taxonomy places the organism in Eukaryota, Metazoa, Mollusca, Gastropoda, Patellidae. The transcript is spliced from 8 exons. The record is from RefSeq and is a predicted model, not a curated record. The coding region runs from base 254 to 2329 and encodes 691 amino acids.
UAACCGUUUUUGUUCUUUAAUAUUAUUUGUCAUACACAAAUAACUUAACUUUUUUCUUUCCUCUUACUCAUAACUCGUGCAAUAUACAUAUUACAAUAUGUAGGUUUCAGUUAUCAACUUUUGUCUAUUGCACAGAAUAUUUUCCGCCUGUCUGACCCAGGUACAUAUUACCAAACGAUAAGUGACACUGGAUAACCGUGUACAAGGCGGACGUUAAGAAACUGAAAGUAAAUGGGCGACAUUUACAGAAAAGAUGUUGUUAAUUUUACUGAUUUGUGUAUAUUCACUUCUAGUAACAGUUAAAUGUGAGUGUGACAUAGUUACUGUACAAGUUUCCAAACAGGCUACAUUAACAUUUGAUCUACAAAACAGCAGUUCUCUGAUAGAAGUAAUGCAUAAUAACAGAUCAAUAUUAGUUGGAUCGAAAUUUUUUAAUAAUAUAAGUUAUAAAGUUAUAAACCAUACCGAAGAACACUUUAGUUUUAAAAUAGUGAACGUGACUAGAAAUGAUGCUGGUAUUUAUACAGAAGGACCAGUUGGUUCAUUAGCAUGUAUACAACUCGUUGUAACAGAUAAGCCAGCAACAUCUAUACAAGCCCAACAUCAACCGGUUUUAAAGCAUAUUAAAGAAAAUGGUGAAUUAAAGGGGAAGAUAAGUCUGACUUGUAUUGCAACAUCUACAACCAAACGAACUGAUCAUAAUUUACCUAUGAUAUAUAGAUGGUUUAAACAUGGUAUAUAUUAUGAUAAUGGUAGAAUACUACAAGAUAGAGAUGUUGAUAUAAAUGAUAAAGGAGAUGAUAUAAUCUGUAUAGCUACAUAUGAUCCGGAUUGUAAAACUAUUUUACGGGAUUUAAAACAAGAUGCUACACUCACAACAGUUACCACAGAUAAAGAAUGUAAAGAUGUAGUAGGUGUUUCAGAAGUGUUUACUAUUCAACCGCUGUAUGGACCAUAUGAUAUACAAUUAAUCUAUGAUGAUACAAAUCUAAAACCUGGUGAAGAAAUAACGAAACGUGUAGGAGAGGAAUUAACAGUUAAUUGUACGAGUGAUUGUAAUCCAGCAUGUAUUAUCAGUUGGUAUAAAGAUGGGAAGAUGCCGAGUUCUAAUCAACAACUCAAUCUACCAGAUGUACAAGAAUCAGAUGAUGGGGUUUAUACAUGCACAGUAUACAAUAUACAUGGUACCAAAAAUGUAUCCUUUACACUAUCUACCAAUCCACCUUCUAUUAAAACGACGACAGCCAUGGAAAUAACAACUAUUGCAGAUAAUAAACACCAAACAUCUUUUAUCCUAGAUCUACCUAUAUUGACAGACCCUGAUUGUUGUCCACCAGCAGAAAACUCAAUGUCAAGUGAUGACGUCACUUUAGUUGACGUUGGUGAAAAGAUAAUGAUAGUAAGGGAGAUAACUGGGUAUCCUAGACCUUCAAUAGAAAUGGAAUCGAUGAUAUUACCAGUAGGGAUUAACCGUCAUUACCGAUACAUUAAUUAUACCCUGAUUAAUACAACUAAACCACAUCAUUAUAAUCUUAGUCUUUCUGUUUAUGUUGUUACCAAACAUUACAUUGGUAAAUACUGUAUUUACUUAAAGAACAAGUAUGGAGAAUUGCGGGUGUGCCACACACUAACGCAGGCUACCAAUGACUUGAUUAAUACUUCUGUUGAAAUUACACCUACUGGAAUUAUUAUCAUCAUAUGUGUUAUUGUGCCCUGUCUAAUAAUAGCUCUCUGUAUAAUUGGUUUAGUUAUUGUCAAGAAAUGUUUUAACAAGAUGGCUCCUAAGACAAGAACCAUUCCUCUUGAACAUCAUGAUGAACAAUUUGCUAUGCAACAGUUUUCUACAGAUAUUACCACUCUGAAUAGGCCUAGUAAUAGAACAGUGGUACUUGACAGGGAGUCUUUAAUUACCUCUUCAACACAUGUAUCUUCUGAUUAUGAACGACCAGUUUCAAUAAUUGUCCACCGACUACCUGAUUAUGAUCAGGAAGAAAAUAUAAACAAUGGGGUCGAAGAUGAAGGUCAAGAAGAAGAUUCUGGUGAUAAUGAUUUUAAUGAUGCCAACACAGCAUCCCUGUGUAUGAACUCUCCCUCAUCAGUACCAAAUGUCUAUGAAAAGCUCAAUAAAGAUACCCGUAUCACACAAUUACGUCCGUAUCAGCAACUAAACUUCAAUGGUAAACCACGGAAUGCUGACCAUACCUCUCCUAAAUGUAUCAAUACAGAACCAAUGACAUUACCAUAUACAAGACUUGAUAGACAAACGAUGAACCAAAGACCAAACUCUUAUGAGAAACUAAACGAACACGAUGAAGACAAUAAUAAGUAAGACAAUCUGUCUAAACACUCUUCGUUAGACAUCCUACAUAAUUAUAUUAUAUGUAAAACUAAAUCUGUCUAUUACAGGUCUUAUGUUAGCUUCAAAUGUUAUAUUAACUAUUAUUUAGACAUUUAUUAACAUGACAAGCCUAUAAUCAACUAACUGGAUUUAAACAUCUGCGAGACUUAAAAAUUUAAAUGGACAAUCGAGGCUAGGUCUCGGUUAUCAA